This is a messenger RNA of Zasmidium cellare ATCC 36951, 2046 nucleotides long. RefSeq lists its product as uncharacterized. The transcript is spliced from 2 exons. The record is from RefSeq and is a predicted model, not a curated record. NCBI's taxonomy places the organism in Eukaryota, Fungi, Ascomycota, Dothideomycetes, Mycosphaerellales, Mycosphaerellaceae. The coding region runs from base 1 to 2046 and encodes 681 amino acids.
AUGCAGGAGACGAUCGAUUAUCGGCCGCUGAGAGCAGCUGUUGAUGAGAUCCGAGUGCUCGAGCUUCGACCGGCCAGAGAUCCCUCGAGGCCGCUCAAAGGCAGGCUUCGACAUGUGUUGUUGCGCGACGCCCGCUUCGAUGCGCUCUCAUAUGUCUGGGGCCAGCAAAAAGAUUCCCGAUCCACGAUCAGGAUCAAGUACAAGGCGCAAAGUCGCAAAGGCCUCCGGCAGACAUUGCUGUGCGAUCAUGCAUCAAGCACUUUCGACAUCAGCAUCGGCAAUAGUUUAUCGCGAGCAUUGAGAUCAGUGCGGGCGAGGGAUGGCCCCAUCUUCAUCUGGACCGACAUGCUCUGCAUUGAUCAAAGGCCGGGUGUCGGGAAUCAGGAGAAAGAGCGACAGGUCGCCAUGAUGAAACGCAUAUAUUCGCGAGCUGGCACUGUUCACGCUUGGCUGGGCCCGACGGUGACUGAAGACGUCAAUGUCGGUCAUGCCUUCAAUCUAGCCGCGCGACUGGCAACCCGGGUGAGGCAACGGCAGUUCGGAGACGUACCGAUCUCAGAUAACGACUGGCUCCAAGCCUGCUUCGCCGUCGCUGGCGAGGAUUUGGAGAAGCGAGAGACGCCCGACGGGUAUAUGCAGCGAUGGAAGAAAUUCGCAGAGCGACUGCGAGACGCUAUCAAGACAGACGCUGAAGCAUUGCACUUGCUCCCUAGCCUUAAGGUUGUCUCGCAAAUGGAGUACUUUCAAAGAAUCUGGAUUUUGCAGGAGACGGGACGUGCCAAAGCGUUGGUUUUCCACUACCAACAGCGACGAGAAACACCACGAACGACUUGCUCACAAGAAAGGUCGGUACAGGACGUAUUACAAGCCGCCUAUCUCAGCCCUCCACCGAAUCAAUCUGCUACAGAUCCUCGAGAUCUCAUCUUCGCCCGGCUAGGUUUGGCCAGUGAUGUGGCUCCGGAUCUGAGAGCAAUCAAAGUCGACUACUACGCAACAGCCACGGCAGUGUUCACUUCCACGUCUCGAUUCCUGCUCAACAACGGCUUCACCGAUCACUUGGUUAGUUUUAAGCCGUAUCCUUUUCUCCGGGAAGCCCCACGCAAUCUCCCACCGAGUCUUGCCCACCUAGCAAAGGAUUGGGACAUGCCGACUUGGGCUUACGACUGGCAUAUCGAUGGUCUGCACACCUUUGCCUCGUACAAUGCCGCGGGUGAUACUAAGCCUGACAUUCAAUUCACCUGUUGCACUGUCGCCCGAUUUGGACAGGCUUUGCACAUGAAGGGCGUUCCCCUUGGCCACAUCAAGACUCGUGGAGAAAGGUUUUCUGAUAUGGUCACGAAAGUGAACAUGGGAGCGGCUGAGAUUGAAAUGAGCAGCUUGAAGACGGGGAGGAAGGACGCCUCCAUUGGCGAAAGAGAAGAGCUUAUGAACAGCAUAAAGAGCGUUUCCCGCAACAUGAGAUUCGCCUUCACCGAAAGCGAGGUCAAUAAGCUGUGUAAUGCGAGCGACCUACAGAUGGCACGCUUCUGGCGAUGGUGGCUAUCGUGGGUCACGGAACUCAUUGAGAUGAGCUCCGGGGUAAGAUCAUCUCCUGGUGUCGAGAAUUUCAACCCGUCAGGCAAUUUCGCUGAACUGCUCUUCCGCGAAGCAUCGACAAGUCUAGACGGCGACAUUGUCGCACAAGUGUUUGGCAACACGGGCGCCUUGACGAGACUCGCGGAUCUCGGCCGUUGGUGCAGGUUACUGCUGUCUGACGACCCGGCAAUGAAAGCCGUUGGAAUCGAGUUGAUGGAGACGUUUUUUCGUUCUGCCUGGGGAAUGCGAAUUGCCGUGCUCGACACUGGGCAUCUUUGCUUCGUGCCAGAGGCUACCAACGACGAUGACGAAGUGGUCGUUUUGCAUGGUGUGAAUGCUCCGCUUGUGUUGCGGAGGAAGAGAGACGACAGCGGUGUGCAGAGCAUCGUUGGACCUGCACAUGUUCGAGAUGCUAUGCAGGGACAACUCAUGAGGCCCAGUCUCCCCGGCCAGAUGUACACAUUGCUGUGA